GCUGCUGGGAGCCCCGGCCGGCUAGCCCCGGGGUCAGUCAGAAGCGGUCUCGCCUGGGACCAGCCCUCAGGUCUCCGGCCCCUCCCAAGGACCAUGCCGCAGCCCUACUGACGCAGGAGUAGGGGCCUGAGGGGGCACCUGGCAUGGGCUGUGUGUUCUGCAAGAAGUUGGAGCCGGGGGCCAAAGAGGAUGAUGGUCUGGAAGGGGACUUCAAGAACUAUGGGGCUGCAGACCGCUACGGCCCCGACCCCACUCAGAGCCGGCCUGCAUCUUCCUUUUCCCACAUCCCCAACUACAACAGCUUCUCCCCUCAGCCCGCCAGCCCCGCCUUCCUCGAUGCGGGCACCAUCCGGGGCAUCUCAGGGAUUGGGGUGACCAUGUUCAUCGCCCUUUAUGACUAUGAGGCCCGAACGGAGGAUGAUCUCACCUUCACCAAGGGCGAGAAGUUCCACAUCCUGAACAACACCGAGGGUGACUGGUGGGAGGCUCGGUCCCUCAGCUCCGGACACACUGGCUACAUUCCCAGCAACUACGUGGCCCCUGUGGACUCCAUCCAGGCUGAAGAGUGGUACUUCGGAAAGAUCGGGAGGAAGGACGCUGAGAGGCAGCUGCUCUCCCCAGGGAACUCCCGCGGGGCCUUCCUCAUUAGAGAGAGCGAGACCACCAAAGGCGCCUACUCCCUGUCCAUCCGGGAUUGGGACCAGACCAGAGGCGAUCAUGUGAAGCAUUACAAGAUCCGCAAACUGGACACUGGUGGCUACUACAUCACAACGAGGGCCCAGUUUGACUCCGUGCAGGAGCUGGUGCAGCACUACCUUGAGGUGAACGAUGGGCUGUGCCAUCUGCUCACGGCAGCCUGCACCACCAUGAAGCCGCAGACGCUGGGCCUGGCCAAGGACGCCUGGGAAAUCAGCCGCAGCUCCAUCACGCUGGAGCGCCGACUGGGCACCGGCUGCUUUGGGGAUGUGUGGCUGGGCACGUGGAACGGCAGCACCAAGGUGGCGGUGAAGACGCUAAAGCCGGGCACCAUGUCCCCGAAGGCCUUCCUGGCAGAGGCGCAGAUCAUGAAGCUGCUGCGCCACGACAAGCUGGUGCAGCUGUACGCGGUGGUGUCCGAGGAGCCCAUCUACAUCGUGACCGAGUUCAUGUGCCACGGUAGCCUGCUGGAGUUCCUCAAGGACCGGCAGGGCCAUGUUUUGAAGCUGCCCCACUUGGUGGACAUGGCAGCACAGGUUGCUGAGGGCAUGGCCUACAUGGAGCGCAUGAACUAUAUUCACCGUGACCUCAGGGCAGCCAACAUCCUUGUCGGGGAGCGGCUGGUGUGCAAGAUCGCUGACUUUGGGCUGGCCCGACUCAUCGAGGAUGACGAGUACAACCCCCAGCAAGGGACCAAGUUCCCCAUCAAGUGGACAGCCCCUGAGGCUGCCCUCUUUUGCAGAUUCACUAUCAAGUCAGAUGUGUGGUCCUUUGGGAUUCUACUCACUGAACUCAUCACCAAGGGCCGAGUCCCCUACCCAGGCAUGAAUAACCGCGAAGUGUUGGAACAAGUGGAGCAUGGCUACCACAUGCCGUGCCCCCCAGGCUGCCCAGCAUCCCUGUACGAGGUCAUGGAACAAACCUGGCGUCUGGACCCGGAGGAGAGACCCACCUUCGAGUACCUGCAGUCCUUCCUUGAGGACUAUUUCACCUCCACAGAACCCCAGUACCAGCCUGGGGAUGAGACAUAGCCUGAUUGGGCAUCAACCACCUCUCUGGGGGUGCCCACCAACCCCUUCCUAUUCCUAGGGCUCUGGUCCCAAAACCCCCAGGGCUAGAACCCUAUAGAGUCCUAGCAUGUCAGAGCAAGCAAGUUGCUUUGGGUUCAUCUAGGGCAACCUGUUCAUUUUAGAGAUGGGACAAAUCGAGUCUCAGAGAUCAUCCCUCAGCCACUCUGGCCCCAAGCUCUGUCUCUCCUCUUCCCACUUAAGCCCCUACAUGCCUCUAGCUUUCCUGCCUGUGCUCCUUCCCCCCAAAAAAGAAAUGCUGAGAUUUUUUUCUAGUUAUUUAUAAAAUUGUAUAUCCUCUCCCUCACUUAUCACCUGUCCCUUCUUUCCUACCUGUCAACCCACCCUGGUCCAGACCCCCAGAAUUCACCUGCUCAAUUCUCUCAUGUCUGUAAGUUACAAACACAGAGAAAGUCUCUGGCAGAUCCCUUUCCCACUGGCUGGAUGCUGUAGUACAUGACCGGGGUCCAAGCCCAGGGCAAAGGAGAGGGUUGCUGAGGGCUCAUCACCUCUCUGAAUCAUGUGUGUGUUUACUGAUUUUGUAAAUAAGAAGAGUGACCAUAUGAAUCCUUGAGCCAUGAAAAUCUUUUCCUGUGGGAGGGACGGUGGUCAGUGGGAGGUGAAUGGGCCCGUUUUAGCUGCUGGGAGGAGGAGGAGGUUAGAGAGAGCCCUAAUGGCUGCUAA
Budorcas taxicolor (takin) is the source of this 2447-nucleotide messenger RNA. RefSeq names its product FGR proto-oncogene, Src family tyrosine kinase (gene FGR). Gene Ontology annotation, molecular function: ATP binding; signaling receptor binding; non-membrane spanning protein tyrosine kinase activity. NCBI's taxonomy places the organism in Eukaryota, Metazoa, Chordata, Mammalia, Artiodactyla, Bovidae. The record is from RefSeq and is a predicted model, not a curated record. Gene Ontology annotation, cellular component: extrinsic component of cytoplasmic side of plasma membrane. The transcript has 13 exons. Gene Ontology annotation, biological process: innate immune response; protein phosphorylation; cell differentiation. The coding region runs from base 144 to 1727 and encodes 527 amino acids.